Molecule: messenger RNA, 1347 nt
Organism: Cyprinodon variegatus (sheepshead minnow)
Lineage: Eukaryota; Metazoa; Chordata; Actinopteri; Cyprinodontiformes; Cyprinodontidae
Product: protein TALPID3-like
Exons: 8
Coding region: 367-1347 (326 amino acids)
Biological process (GO): smoothened signaling pathway
Cellular component (GO): centriole; ciliary basal body
Source: RefSeq, a predicted model, not a curated record
GUGGGGUGAAUAUUUCCUAACAUCAGUCAAUGUUUCCGUGGUGAAACAUUAAAGCCUGCUCCAUCUUCCCCCUCAGGUCCGGAGCUCCAGACGUCAUGCUACCAGCCCGGAGGGCGCGGCGUCGUGCUUGGCGCUCUGAGACAGCGCUGCCUUGGUACCAAGAAGAGGGAGGUCAGUGUCCAGCUGCUGGAACCAAGGCGGACCCUGAACCCACCGUUCCAUCAGAGCGCUGAGGAUGCAGCGGUCGUUCAGGGCGGGGCUUCAUCUGGUCUGGAAGAGGUCAGCAGAACAGCAGUGGCUGCUGCAGCUGCAGCUGUGGCUGCUGCAGCUCCUCUGUUUAAGGCCCAAUCAGACAUAGAAGCUCAAAUGUCGCGGUUGUCUGAAAGUGUCCAGAAGCUCCUGGAAACCAACAGGGAGGCUGAUGGCCGGCGGUGGGGCCUGAGUCAGCAGACGCUGCAUCACCUAGAGACUCUGCAGAGCCAGCAGCUCCAGCUGCAGAGCCAGCUAAUGGAGUCUGCCAUCAAGAUAGUGACAGGCCACAGUUCCAUGACUUCAGACUCUGAAGCAGCAGCAAAGGUUGGGCACCAGAAACCUGUAAGGCCUGACAGUACAGCGGAGAUGGAUGCGGUUACCAUGGAAACAGGCCCCCGUGGCUCCAGGCCAGGGCAGACCAGGGACAACCUGUGUGUGCAGACCCCUCUGGCUGAAAGCCUUCACCUUCAGUCUUUGGCAAAUGACACUCAGGAAGCGGUAAGGAGAGCAAGUGAUAUGCUAAAGCAGAUGGAGAGUCUGAAGACGGAGAUAAAGAUGCUGCUGACUCAGCAAGAACAGACUCCACAAUUCAGCUUUCCUGCUCCAGACCAGAGUGAGAUUCCAAAUAAACAUCUUGAGCCCCAACAGAGCAAAUCCAAGCCCAAGCAGGCCUGGUUCUACCUGUCCAGUGCUGAGCAAAGCCAGAGCCGUCCAAACGAUCUUCAACAACAUGAUUCCCAAAACACUUCUCACGUCCAGCAUAAUAAGCAACAUGUGGGUCAGCAGCUGCAGUCCCAGCUUAAUCCGCCCAGCUCCCGGGAUCUGCAGCCCGUUCCAACACCGUCUCAGGCUGGACCAUCGCUGACUCAUCCUAGCUUCACCCAGGAGUCCAGGGGUCUGUCUAACCAGCGCUCCCAUCCUGGACUGGUCCAGAGGAAGCCCAGGAGCCACUCUGUGCUGGAGGAGGCGGGUCAGGUUCUCCGUCAGGCCCGGAGACGGAAAAAGGUUCUGGAGGAAAACCUGGAAGCUCUGAUGAAAGCAAAGAAUGGAGAAAUCCUACACUGCCAGCUGGAAGCGCUGGCUGCUAACAGGUGA